Molecule: messenger RNA, 3128 nt
Organism: Hyaloscypha bicolor E
Lineage: Eukaryota; Fungi; Ascomycota; Leotiomycetes; Helotiales; Hyaloscyphaceae
Exons: 4
Coding region: 146-2878 (910 amino acids)
Biological process (GO): cytoskeleton organization
Cellular component (GO): cytoplasmic side of plasma membrane; plasma membrane; cytoplasm
Molecular function (GO): phospholipid binding; protein binding
Source: RefSeq, a predicted model, not a curated record
ACCGACUCCAAGCAGUUUGGAUUCUCACACUUCGUCUUAAUCUCUCCGGUACAGCAUUCCAGCCCAGGAAUUCCGUCUCUAUCCUUCGGUGAACGCGUCUUCACCUGCUCGCGAUCCGUGAAUAAACCAGGUAAACGUGGGCAUCAUGCCUGGGACUGUGUCGGACGGCCCUUCUGUGGCAUUGAGCUUUGCCAAUAACUUCUGGGGAAAAGACGACGCGGGAGUUGAGCCUCUUCUGCAGCGCAUGCUCAAUGCGAAGCAGACAUCCGACGAGUUGAAGUCGUUCUACACGGCUCGUGCCGCCAUCGAAGACGAAUAUGCUCGUAAAUUACUGUCAUUAUCACGUAAGCCCUUGGGGUCUCAAGAGACCGGUACGCUACGCGCUUCACUCGAUGUCCUACGAGGGGAGGUCGAGCAGAUGGGCAAGUCACAUCAGAAUAUCGCAGGUCAAAUGAAGACAGAACUCGAAGAGCCGCUGGCGGCGUUUGCUGGUGCUAUGAAAGAGCGUAGGAAAAUUGUUCAGGGUGGUAUUGAAAAGCUAUUGAAGGUCAAGGUUGGGCAGACACAGCAGGUUAAUAAGACGCGGGACAGAUACGAGCAAGAAUGUCUAAAAAUAAAGGGCUAUCUGGCACAAGGACACAUGGUCAUGGGACAAGAGGAACGCAAGAACAAGGCCAAGCUCGAGAAGACUCAAAUCAACCUUGCGACAUCAAACACCGAAUACGAGAAUGCGGUCAAGAUCCUCGAGGAGACAACGGGCAGAUGGAAUAGGGACUGGAAGGCUGCGGCAGACAAAUUCCAAGAUCUCGAGGAAGAGCGCCUGGAUUUCAUGAAGAGCAGUCUUUGGAGUUUUGCCAACAUAGCCUCGACGGUUUGUGUCAGUGAUGAUGCGUCUUGUGAGAAGGUUCGACUAUCACUCGAGAACUGCGAGGUGGAAAAGGAUAUCGUUAGAUUCAUCAAAGAACGGGGCACUGGUCAGGAGAUACCAGAUCCGCCGAAGUACAUCAACUUCUGUCGGGGUGAUGUUAGCGACACACAGUCUGAGGCAUCCGAAGACGACAGUUACUCAGUCGCCCAAUUUCAGCGAACGAUAAACCCCGCCUAUAGAAGCUCAUCACCUCAACCUUCAACAUACGAAUCCCAUCAUGAUGCACAAGCCUCCCUGGCACGAGAUCUUGGUCACGAUCUGGGCACCCCUCCCAGCCGCGAGGCUACCAUAACUCCCCAAAAGCUGGUGACAGAUAGGGGCAAACCACCACAGCUAGACUAUCAGCCUCAACCAAGCAGGCUCGGCUACGAUCAAUCUCAGCAUGGGCCACUGGCAGCUGUUCCUCACGACCCUUAUCCAAUGGAUGGGAUGACUAUGCUAUGUCGAACGGGUCCUCCUUCAGAAAGAAGUUCGGCUCAUAGUCCUGCCAGACCCUCCAGCCGAGAUUCACAGAGCGAGUAUUCCAACCCCACUUCGUUCUCAAGCCAGGAGCCACCCAGCGGCAAGACCUCUCCAGUGAAGCAACCGGCCCCCCCUGCUGAGAGAAACCUAUUGAAGAAAAAGAGUGGGUUUUUCCAAAGUCACAGCCCGUUUAGACGCAAGAGCAACAAGGAAAAGGAUAAUUCAACAGUAAUGACAUCGUCAAAUCGAAAUACAUGGUCUGCCAGCCGUACGAAUAAUAGCCAAAUUACGCCCUCUCGACGGGAUCAGACGUACGGUCAGGAGUCUCGCAAUAUGAUCACGGGUAGGGCAACAGGCAGUCCCGAGCCAAUUGAUCCUAACGCCAACUAUCAACUUAACGUCGGGAACAAUGUAUUCGACGUGGCAACCCCGGACAGAAAGAGCAAGGCUGCCCAGAACAAGGCAGCUCAGCAAGAGGACGAUGCCGAUCCUAUUGCCCAAGCUUUGGCAGAAUUGAAGGGUGUCACCAAGGCCUCCUCAUCUCGAAUGUCCGCAGAUAACUAUCAUGGUAUCUCGACUCCUGCCCCUGGAGCAACGCCAAACUCUCGACCAGGAGGAGCUCAAAUGGCAAACGGUGCUUUGAUAGCAGGUAUGCGAGGCACACCACCUCCAUCUUACGACCAGCCAGUGCAACGACUUGGACUUCCUCAACCAGCUUUCACCUCAAAAGCAAUGCAACAAACAAGGCAGAAAUAUGUUGACCAGACUCAAAACAUGUUCAACUCCCAAGGACGCUCUGAUUCUCAAGCUGGAUACGGAUCUGGGUCACAAUCUCGCCCGGGUACUCGAGGAAACGAUAUGCCACGGGCAGCCUCCCCGGCUCCUCCACGCAGUGCCUCCCCACGCCCCGGAAUGCAGGUAGAUACAAGGCAAGCAUACCGCUCAGCUUCCCCGAAUCCAUAUGGUGGUAGUCAGCGCCGUCCUCAUUCAGAGUCGCCUCAAAAGCGUGGUUCUGAUCUCGGCUACUAUCGACACACCUCUCCAAAUGAUGUUGCUCGUGCUGUUUCCCCAGCUCCCUUCCGUGAUCAAGAUCGGCCAGGCAGUAGCCAUGUUAAUAACGAUAUGUCGAUGCAGCUGGCUCCAGGUCCCGAUGAAGGUUAUGGAUCGAAAGGACGUGCCAAUAGUCGAGCGGGAAAUGCCAGGCCUAUGAGCCACUAUGGUGGUCAAGAUGGAAGUGGUGGGGCUUCCAGACAAAGAAGCAAGAGCGUUGCGGAGGUGAGACAGUUCAACAGGGAAGGGCGUCCUAUUCUGCAUUUUGCUCGUGCACUUUAUAUGUAUCAGGCGGCCAUCCCCGAGGAACUGAGCUUUGCGAAAGGAGAUAUCCUUGCAGUGUUGCGGCACCAAGAUGAUGGAUGGUGGGAGGCAGAAGUCGCUGGGAAGAAUGGUAGACCGGGCCUGGUGCCAAGCAAUUAUCUUCAGAACUGCUAAUAAUUUGGAAAGCGAGUGGGCCUUUGGAAGCACAUCUGUGUGUUUAUAAAUUGUUCGAGUUGAUACUUUGCGUAAAUGGAUGGCCAGCAUGAGAUUUGUUUCGAGUAGGAUAUGAACUUCAGCAUUGCAAAUAAAUGAGACAAGAGUGAAGAGCAAGGAAUGAAAUUCAAGUUUAUGCUGAAAAAAUUGAUUGAACAAACAAUGAUGAAGACUCGUGAAAGGAGCUGAGGGUCCUAACCGUGGCUGGGAU